CCCCGGCCAACCCAGCACCAGCCCCGGCCAACCCAGCACCAGCCCCGGCCAACCCAGCACCAGCCCCGGCCUCCUUACCUCCACCUCCAGGCCCUGGGAAGGACUCCACCUCCACCCCUGUACCCUGUGAAUCCAGACCCAGGAGCUCAGACUCUGACGGAGCGUUCGAGACGCCAGAGUCAACCACCCCUGUCAAGUCCCCCACGGAGACAGACCCUCAUACCCAGCUGCUGACCUCGGAAGACACCGGUCUUCGCUGUGACUCUGAGGCAGACGGUGAACCCGGGUCAGAGGCUAAAGGUCACCAUGGUAGCUCCCUGUCCAUAGUCUUUGACGAGGACAAGCCCAUAGCUGCUAGCGGAGCGUAUAACCUAGACCAGCUCAUAGCUGCUGCUGCUGCUGCUGCUGCUGCUGCUGAGACCCAGAGCCGAUCAACUCUGACCCGCUCUCUGAGCCUCCAGGCUGGGGAGCUCGACGGCUCCGGCCCCCUAGACGGCGGAGGAUCCUCCAUCUCAAGCGGAGACUCCCGUCCCUUAGCUGAGGCCUUUAGUGUUGACUGUGGUACUGAGAGUGCUCCAGGGACUCUCCGCAGACCCUCCAAGAAGGGGCCUCUCCGCCCAGGCGGCUCCCUGAAAAAGAAGCCUCUCCCCAGGCAGAGCUCUAACCUAGAGAGCCCCCAACUGCCGUCCUCUGGAACCACACCGGAGCUGGAGAAGAGUGCCGAGCCCACCAGAGCAGCCAGACCCCUAUUGGUCUCUGAGGAUCUGGAAGUAGGAGGAGUCACAGUAGACUCCGCCUCUCUCACUGAAGAGACCAAUCACACUAGCCCAGAGACAGAUAAUCAACUAAUCCUUGCCCCUACUUCUAUUCUGACCCCGACCCCAGCUAUCUCUAUACCCAACCGACAGAAGGACACCCCCAUCUCCGUGCCGGAGGCCCCCCCAGGCAGCGAAGGCUCUCCCCUCAGUGGGACCUACAAAUGGGACCCAGACAACUUUGAAGACAUCGACCCAUUCAACAACGAAGGAGUCGUUAACUCCCCGCCGUUGGGUAGUAAGGGAGGCGUGCUGUCCGUUGUCUCUAACCCCCCAGAGCCCCCUAACGCCAAGCCAACUCUUCCCUCAACCAGCCCCCCUAUUCGAACCUCAGGGGCGGUCAGACUGGAGUUUGACUAUUCCGAGGAGACCCUCGAGGAGCCUCCCAAGGCCUCUCCACCACCCAAGAAGCUGGGCAAAAAAGCAGGCUCCAAGAUGCCUCUAAGGAAGCCCAGGAUGGGUCUGAGGAAGGCCGUCCAGCCCCCAUCUGAACCCCUAGACAACAGCCCCGAUGACAUCCCCGUCUCUAAGCCCUCCUAUAACUCUGACCCGGCUCAGUGGGACGACCCUAACUUCAACCCGUUCGGCUCUAACAGCGGGAUCCCUAUCUCUCCCGAGCUGAACAAACCCUCCUAUAGUUUUGACUCUGACACCUUCCAUGAGUCAGCUGUCAACUCCUUCAAGGGUUCGUCCAAUAGGACGGCUGCAUUUCCAUCCAAGGCUGCCUCUGGCUCCGCCUCUUUCGAGGUGUCGGCCAAUGACGACGAGGUUGAUAACGAUAACGAUGAAGUUAGGGAGCUGGAGGACCACAACCAAAACAAACCGGCCAAGACCAAGAAGAAACCAAUCAAAUCUAAUACUUUCAGAGUCAAGAGGUCCCCAAAGAGAUCGCCUAUGUCUGAUGUAUCAUCACAAGAGCCCACCCCAGUAGAUGAAGCUCAGCCUCCUAUCCCCCCGCUACAGGACGACCACGCUACAGACGAAGAGAAGCUGGCCUCUUCCUCCAAUCAAAAAGAGAAGCUGGUCUCCUCAGCCAACCACAAGUGGGCAUCCAGGGAGGCAGAGAUAACCUCUGACCCCCAUGAGAACUUCCCUCAACCCUCUGACCUCACAGCCUUUGUCAACAGUCGAGUGUCCGACUAUGAGAUUGAGUACAUGGAAAAGAUUGUCUCUUCUUCAUCGAAACCUUCCGCUCUCUACUUGAAGCUGGACUCUGUGACAGACCCUAACCACAGAUCAGAACCGAACUCUCCCUGCACAGGGAGCUUUGAGGAGAUAGAGGCCCAGAUCACAGCCCAGAUGAAGACCCCGGUGCUGGGCUCUCGGCCCGGUCCGGAGGGGUCUCGGCCCGGUCCGGAGUGGUCCUCUGGAGAGAAGGAGAAGACCAGGAAGAGAGAGAGCCGGUCACUCAGCCGGACACAGAGCACAGACAGGGAUCAUGGACUGCAGAGAGACAGAGAAGUGAUGUCAUCAACAGUGGACAGGGACAGCAUGGUGACCAAGAAUUGCCUUUACACCCAGACGGCGAGCUACGGAGACGGGGAGAGGGAGAGUCCCUACCUAUCCAAAGACCUAGAUUACUCUCUGGGCAUUGCACGAGAAGAGAUCGUGUUCAAGGAGAAGGAGGUACUGGAGUGGCAGAGGAAAUACGAGGACAGUCGACAGGAAGUGCUGGAGAUGAGGAGAAUCGUGUCAGAGUAUGAGAAGACCAUUGCACAGAUGAUUGGGCUGCCAGACGAUGAGCAGAAGGAUAAGUCUCUGUCUCACCACACCAUCCAGCAGCUGACCGUAGAGAAGGACCAGGCUCUUUCAGACCUCAACUCAGUAGAGAAAAGUCUGGCUGAACUGUUCAGACGAUACGAGAAGCUGAAGGACGUCCUCGAGGGCUACCGCAAGAAUGAGGAGGUGUUGAAGAAAUGUGCUCAGGAGUACCUAUCCCGGGUGAGGAAGGAGGAACAGCGUUACCAUGCCCUGAAGAUCCAUGCCGAGGAGAAACUAGACAGGGCGAACUCUGACAUCGCCCAGGUGAGGAUGAGGGCUCGUCAGGAGACAGCAGCGUACCAGGCCUCUCUCAGGAAGGAGACCAUGAAGGUGGACUCACUGGAGAGAACUCUAGAGCAGAAGAACAAAGAGAUCGAAGAGCUGACCAAGAUCUGUGACGAGCUGAUCGCCAAGAUGGGGAAGAGCUAGCAAUGCUGAACACGUCCUGCCCAUGUCUUCAGGGCCUCAGGGGGACUGAGUGGUCGAGGAAAACAGAAGAAGGACAGAGAGAGGAAGCUUCCUCUUCUACUUCCAUCCCUGGACAGAUGGAUUUGACGGACAGCUGAGGAUGACAGACUAUUUCCAUGUAUCUACCGGCAACAUCGCCCCCAAGAGUAUUGGAGGGUAACUCCAGGUCAAUGGCUUCCUCACCAUGUACAGUUUGAUGUGCCAAUGUGUACCACAUAUCCUGUACCAAUGGUUUGAUGAAAGGGACUUAAAAAUGGUUGUCAUGAAUGAGAGAGAGAGAGUGUGUGAGUCGUGGGUGGUUGUGUGUGUGUGUGAUAGAAAGAAAGAGCAUUGAUUGAAGACAUCAAAAAGAUGUGAAAGCCUUGGAUGAAAAGAAAAACAGCAAUAUUGUGUGUGCAUAGAUAUAUAUAUAUAUAUAUACACACACUGAGUGUACAAAAUAUUAAGAACACCUUCCUAAUAUUGAGGCCCUCUUUAGCCAUCAGAACAGGCUCAAUUCGUCAGGUCAUGAACUCUACAAGGUGUUGAAAGCAGGGAUACUGGCCCAUGUUGACUCUACAAGGUGUUGAAAGCAGGGAUACUGGCCCAUGUUGACUCUACAAGGUGUUGAAAGCAGGGAUA
Messenger RNA from Oncorhynchus gorbuscha (pink salmon), 3665 nucleotides. RefSeq names its product transforming acidic coiled-coil-containing protein 2-like. Gene Ontology annotation, cellular component: cytoplasm. Gene Ontology annotation, biological process: cell population proliferation; cerebral cortex development; mitotic spindle organization. Bases 1251 to 3005 code for a protein of 584 amino acids. The record is from RefSeq and is a predicted model, not a curated record. NCBI's taxonomy places the organism in Eukaryota, Metazoa, Chordata, Actinopteri, Salmoniformes, Salmonidae. The transcript has 17 exons.